Rotaria sp. Silwood2 is the source of this 1065-nucleotide messenger RNA. The record is from the annotation of a GenBank genome assembly. NCBI's taxonomy places the organism in Eukaryota, Metazoa, Rotifera, Eurotatoria, Philodinida, Philodinidae.
AUGGCCGAAGGUAUCCAACAUACGCUCACCACAGAGCAACGAAUCUAUGUGGUAAAAAAUUCUUAUCAGACAAACAACAAGAGUGAAACGUGUCGCCGUUUCAAUGAGCAAUUUAAUCGUCAAAUCAAACGUGACACUGUUGCAGAUAUCGUUGAUCGAUUUGAAGAAAGCGGUAAAGUUGAUGAUAGAAAGCGAACAGGUCGACCAUUUGUUGUUAGAACAGAAGAAAAUAAAGAGGCAAUUAAAUCUCUUUUUUCAAACAAUCCGACGACAUCAACCAGGCGUGCCGCGUCUGAACUUGGUAUUUCGAAAACGUCAAUUCUGCGCAUAUUAUCCGAGUUGAAAUUGCACCCAUACCGUCAUCGGUUAGUGCAACAGUUGAAUGAUGAUGAUCCUGAUCGAAGAACUGAAUUUUGUGAAAAACUUCUAAUGAUGGCUGAAGAAGAUCACAGCAUCUUUGAUAAAAUCAUUUGGACAGAUGAAGCAAUUUUCAAACUGAAUGGGCACGUCAACAGGCAUAACUCAAUUUACUGGGCAUCGGAAAAUCCACGAAUCGAUAUCGAAAGAGACUUCAAUGUACCUGGAAUCUCCGUUUGGAUAGGUAUAUCAUCGAAUGGAAUUAUUAGUCCAUUUUUCUUUAAUUCCACUGUCACUGGUGAGAGCUACGUUGAGAUGUUAAAGGAUUACUUCGAACCAGCAGUCGCUGAUUGGUCCGACUUAAACGACUUCUGGUAUCAACACGAUGGCGCUCCAGCUCAUUACAGCCGAAUCGCCCGUGAAUAUUUGGACGAGAUGUUUCCCGACAGGUGGAUGGGUCGUCGUGGCCCAAUCGAAUGGCCUCCUAGGUCGCCUGACUUAUCACCACCCGAUAUCUUUGCAUGGGGUGUUGUGAAGGAUGCAGUUUAUUCAAAGAAGUCAACCUCAAUUGAUCAGCUUCAAAAUGAAAUUGUUGAUGAGUUCCAACAGAUUUCAACUGAUUUGUGCAAGAAAGUCUGCCGCUCUGUGGAGUCUCGUCUUCAUAAGUGCAUUCAAGCUGACGGCUGGCAGUUCGAACAAGAUUGUUAG